Molecule: messenger RNA, 1404 nt
Organism: Apiotrichum porosum
Lineage: Eukaryota; Fungi; Basidiomycota; Tremellomycetes; Trichosporonales; Trichosporonaceae
Exons: 4
Coding region: 1-1404 (467 amino acids)
Molecular function (GO): oxidoreductase activity
Source: RefSeq, a predicted model, not a curated record
AUGUCCAAUACCACACGUGAGGGACUCCAGGCUGCGGUUGCCCAGGCGCACGGCGCAUACGUCGAUGGUCGCUGUGACAACCUUGCCUGGAAGCACAAGACGCUGUAUGCCAUCUUUGACAUGCUCCAAACCGAGGGAACCAAGGCAGCGCACGCCGAUGCAUCCCUCCGUCUCGAGCUGGCCGAGGUUCUGCGAUACAUCUCCGCCACGCUGUUGCGUCUCUCGACCGACCUCCCAGGCGAGUUUGCAAAGGAGCAGACUCUCAAGGACACACGAGGUGGCAAGGGAAGGAAGCGCGCGGCCGGAGUUGUCGCUAUCGUCGGUGAUGUUGCUCACCCAUUGGCCAGCUGGGCUGUGCCCCUCACUGAGGCCAUUAUCGACGGUAACCCUGCUGUCAUCAUUGCUGCUCCUGGCUCCAUCAUCGUUCCUGCAAAGUUCACCUCCCGUAUCGACCAGGAAGCCUACGCUCUUCUGUGGACCGCGUCUCCCGCCAAGCUCUUGGGCGACGGCGAGCUUCCUCAACUCACCGCCCUUGUGGGACCCGCUGACCGCCUGCCCGCAUCUCUGACCGUGUCCACCUCUUCCGGUCCCGUCUCGGUCCACCCAGUGGCCACUGCCCCCGUCCCCGUCAUUGUGGACCAGAGUGCCCUUCCCGGCGCCAAGCCCCUCACCCCCAAGCAGCAGGAAGCCGGUUACGUCCCCAGCUCUAUUACUGCCGUCGCCCAGAACAUUGCUGCUGUCGUGACUGUGCGCAGCGCGUCGCUCGGCACUCCCACUUAUGUGCUCGCCCACGAAAACCUCGUUGCGCCGCUCCUGUCUGCUCUCUCGGCUGCUCUCCCGUCGCACAUCAAGCCCGAGCUUACCGAGCUGUUCGAGAACAAGCCCUCGACCCGCGCUUUCCUUGCUGGCCAGCGCGCCGGCUUCCCUUCCUUCCUCCCCGUCUACACUGUGCGCUCUAUCGACCAGGCCCUCGACUUUGUCACCGACGACGUCGCCGCCCCCGCUGCCGCCUACGUGUUUGCUGCCCACUCCUUUGGCUCUUACGCCUUCAACUUCCUCAAGAACGUCCAGAACGUCUACCUCAACUCGAUCCCUGCCGAGGCGCUUGCUCUCGGCCCUUACGUCAACGGCAAGGACGAGUUCAGCUUUACGCUGCAGGCGAACGUCGAGAUCAGCCGCCUUCGCGGUGACGUCCAGCCCCCGCAGAGUGCGGCGUCCCUCGACGAGCUGGCCAAGAUCAAGGCCCGCAAGCUGUACCAGCACCCUGGUCAGCGCAUCGACUUCUUUGGCGGAAGUGUCUUGUCUGCUGCACUGCCAGUCCUCCUCUUGAUUGUCGGCGGUGUGGGUUACGGUCUGGUCAAGGGAGGUCUUGCGCUCAAGGCCAGUGGAUGGCUGCACCUGUAG